Molecule: messenger RNA, 276 nt
Organism: Angiostrongylus costaricensis
Lineage: Eukaryota; Metazoa; Nematoda; Chromadorea; Rhabditida; Metastrongylidae
Source: the annotation of a GenBank genome assembly
CGACCUCUACUAUCGAUUAAAUCCUAUUUUUUUUUAAAAAAUCGAUUGUCAACAGAUCCCUUCGUGAAAGUUAUUGGAACGAUGAGUGAAAUCGAACGCGCAAAAAACUACAUUAGUGCCACAUUGCGAGUUAAGAAAGAUCGUGUAACACUGAAAAUGGACAUCCAUCACUCAAUCCACUCGCACAUCAUUGGAAAAGCAGGACGGGGUAUCCAACAAGUGAUGCGCGCUACCGGCUGUCAUAUACAUUUUCCUGACUCGAAUAAGUACACGUAA